Eurypyga helias (sunbittern) is the source of this 535-nucleotide messenger RNA. Its product is annotated as putative adenosylhomocysteinase 3. Gene Ontology annotation, cellular component: cytosol. The record is from RefSeq and is a predicted model, not a curated record. Lineage: Eukaryota; Metazoa; Chordata; Aves; Eurypygiformes; Eurypygidae. Gene Ontology annotation, biological process: L-methionine cycle. The annotation marks the transcript as partial. The transcript has 6 exons.
GCUGUACCAGCUGUCCAAAGCGGGGAAGCUCUGUGUCCCAGCCAUGAACGUCAACGACUCGGUCACGAAGCAGAAGUUCGACAACCUGUACUGCUGCAGAGAGUCCAUCCUGGACGGCCUUAAGAGGACGACGGACAUGAUGUUUGGAGGAAAGCAGGUCGUGGUUUGCGGCUACGGGGAGGUUGGAAAGGGCUGCUGUGCUGCUCUGAAGGCCAUGGGCUCCAUAGUCUACGUGACAGAGAUCGACCCGAUCUGCGCCCUCCAGGCCUGCAUGGAUGGAUUCCGGCUCGUGAAACUCAACGAAGUCAUCAGACAAGUUGACAUCGUCAUCACCUGCACAGGCAACAAGAACGUGGUGACCAGGGAACAUCUGGACCGGAUGAAGAACAGCUGCAUUGUCUGCAACAUGGGACACUCCAACACCGAGAUUGACGUGGCGAGCCUGCGGACACCCGAGCUGACCUGGGAGAGGGUGAGGUCCCAGGUGGACCACGUCAUCUGGCCGGACGGGAAGAGAAUAGUCCUGCUGGCGGAG